AUGCAGACUGCUUAUGCAAACAUUUGUGAAAGAAUAGGUUUCUCUCAGGAGCUCAGUGAAUUCAAGCAUGGUACUGUGAUAGGUUGCCACCUGUGCAAUAAGUCCAUCCGUGAAAUUUCCUUGCCACUAAAUAUUCCACGAUCAACUGUUAGUGGUAUUAUAACAAAGUGGAAGCAACUGGGAACAACAGCAACUCCGUCACAAAGUGCGGGAUCAGCGCAUGCUGUAGCGCACAGUGCGCAGAAGUAGCCAAUUGUCUGCAGAGCCAAUAGCUAAAGACCUCCAAACUUUGUGUGGCCUUCAGAUUAGCAUAGUACAUAGAGAGCUUUAUGGAAUGGGUUUCCAAGACCAA
Staurois parvus is the source of this 352-nucleotide messenger RNA. The record is from the annotation of a GenBank genome assembly. NCBI's taxonomy places the organism in Eukaryota, Metazoa, Chordata, Amphibia, Anura, Ranidae.